Molecule: messenger RNA, 2391 nt
Organism: Didymodactylos carnosus
Lineage: Eukaryota; Metazoa; Rotifera; Eurotatoria; Philodinida; Philodinidae
Source: the annotation of a GenBank genome assembly
AUGUGGUUCGGAUUUGCCGUUACUUUCAUCUUACAAUUACUAUUCAGACCGUUUGCAAUCAAAACAGAAGAUUCAUCAAACAUUACCGUUAUACUUGGUAGUUAUCUAAUGAUACCGGCAAUUGUUACAUUUUCUGCUCAUUAUUUUUGGUUUAUUAUUCAAAUUGGUUGCCAUUGUUUUCGGUUAGAACAAGAAUCGCACGAUUGUCAAUGUUGUUCUACUGACAGCAUGAAGAAAAAUUGUAAAUGUUGUCUCAUAAAACAACAAAAAAUAAAAAAUAAUCAAUUUAUUGAUAAUUCAUUGUUAUUUUUUAUUGAUAUGAAGCCUCAUAUUGAUUUCAACACAUUAACUAAAGGUUAUAUUAGAAAACAGUUAAUUAUAAACCUACGUUUAAAACAAUUAUUACGAAUAAUGAUAACAGUCGUAACACUUGCUUAUGCCAUCUAUUAUAUUUGGUCUAGAAAAGAAUGGUUCAAUUGUUUUAUCAUAUCAGCUGGACAGGUACCAUUAGCGAUGAUGUGGUUACUUCAUAUUCUACAUCUAUUUGCCAUCAUUUCAUUUAUUUUUUUUAAACUUUAUUGUGAUGGAGAUAAGGAUUUAUCAUUGUCGAAUGAUCAACAUAAAUAUGAUACUUCAAUAGCGAAAAAGGAAUGGCCAAUGUGGUGUUUAGUUGUGUGUCAAUUAUGUCUACCAUUAAUAUGUCAAAUCAUUGCACUAUGUCCUAUUAAAAUUGAAAUUAAAAGUUUGUUUUGGAUAAUGUUUGUUGUUCUACUUACGAUUUUUCAUCAUCGAUGGGAUCAUAUUUCGGAUGAAAACACUUUUUAUAUUCGAAAUUUGUGCUGUUGUGAUGGUCCAAUAGAUAUUUAUUUUCAACAUAAUAAAGAGGAAACGCAAAAAUAUAAUAUUAUUCUUCGAUUUAAAAUAUUUAUCACACUAAUAUUAAGUGUUAUGUGUACAUGUGUAGCGUUUAUUUUACAAACCGAUAUUUUACCACAAUCACAAAAAAAUAUCGGUAUUGCCAUGAUUAUUAUUAUUUUCAUAUUUCAAAUAGUUCUCUUAUUGCCACCAUUCAUCAAAUGUUAUUCGAUUAGUUUUCUUAAUAUGCAAACAUUAACUAUUGAACUAAUGCACUGUUUAAUGAAUGUAUUCUGGUUCAUAGGUUUCAUAUUUAUAAUAAGAAUAUCAUCGAUUGAAACUAAUUCUAAAGCAUUAUUUUUUCUCCUAUGUCCACUCAUUUAUACACUUAGCACAUUAUUCUACUAUAUUUUGCAUUUUGUAUUCAGAUACAGAAAUAAGUCAAAAUAUCCUCAAUCAGCCAUUGAAGAAUGGACAAAUAGUCAUCAUUCUGUUAGUAUUUAUGUUGGAGCAUUUUAUCUUAUGUUUAUUUUACUUGCUAUAUUAGGCUUUGCCGGGCUAACAAUUUUAACGAAUACUGUUUAUUAUGAUAAAUCACCGUAUGUGAAUACUCAAAAUAUUUCUGGUAAUUAUUUAUUAAAACAAGAUUAUUUUGAUCCUAGUUUAACAUCAUGGAAUACAAAUCGAAUGGAAGCAUGUAAUUGGCAAUUUGAUUCAACAUUAAAUAUUCAAGAUAUGAUACUUUUAGCAGCAUUAGCCUAUAUACCACCUAAUCAGUUACAAAAAGAGUUUAAACAUCUAUUUCCAUUGGAUUAUCAAUUAUGUUCUGAUAAUGGUACAUGUUAUAAUUAUCAAGAUCUAGGUUUUGGCAGUGUGACUUAUUUCACUGUUACAACGCCAACAAUGGUUAUUGUAUCAAUUCGUGGUACUUUACUUGCUUAUGAAUUUUUGAUUGAUGCGGACAUGUGGAUUGAAUCGAUUAUAUAUCAAUUUAUUUCCAUUUUAUUUCCUUGGUCUCGACUAUAUCCAGAAGAUUUUAAUUCUAAACUAAUUCAACAUUUAUCGUUGUUAGAACGACUCGUAGGUAGAAGUAGUAAAGAACAAUCCAAACGUUUUUAUGUUCCUCAAAUGAUUAAAAUUCUUCAAAAAAUUCGUCAAAAAUUUCACAUGAAAAAAUCGUUUGUCGUCGUUGGCCAUAGUCUAGGAGGUGGGCUGGCAAAACUAGCUGGAAUAGCACUGAAUAAUACCGAUGUUUUAGUGUCGGUAAGUGGUCCUGGCAUCACUUAUGCUCAUUCGAAAAUUGAAGAGACAAAACAUUUUACAAUGGAAAUGAUUAAUAAACGUGUUUUUAAUAUAUUUCAUGAUCGAGACUUGGUACCAUGGUUUGAUAAACAAGAAGGUUUAACACAAAUAGUUAGUUGUCCAAAAAAGUUUAAUCGUUUCAAAUGUCAUACAGCAACGAGACUAUUUUGUAAUGUUGUUAAAAUAUGUGGAAAUCCAAGAAAUUUUACCAUAAAUCCAGCUAUAUGCGAAUGA